ACCGGAAGUACUCCGCUUUGGGGCGCCUGCUGUAAACUGCUGCGGCUUCUCAGCUUUGAACGGAGCGAUGACGAUAGACGGCCGCUAGGUCGGAAAGAGCUCGUCUCAAUAUAUUUGUACCGUGGCCAUACGUUCCCGACACGUGUACGUGCAACGAAUACACAUUACGCCAGUUCAUAAUUCGUGCCCCAUUGAAUCAUUUCUUUGGGCGAACAUUUGGAUACGACACGCGCUUGAAUUUACCCGAGGGGCGCAUUAUGAAAAUACACUGACUACCAGCGACAUUUUCCAAGUUUCACCAGAAGGUCCUACGUCAGGAUGAAUGGACGGACAGAUGCUCCUCAGGACCGGGGCUGCCUAGUGGGGAUCUGUUUCUUCAUUCUGGGCCUGGGAACGUUGCUGCCAUGGAACUUCUUCAUGACUGCCUUAUUGUAUUUCCAAAGUCGCCUCAACACGACAGAAUGGAGCAACGUCACCACGGAGGUCCCCAAGGAGGUCCCCAAGGAGUACUACUUCAACAACUGGAUGACCCUGCUAUCCCAGCUGCCUCUGCUGGUGUUCACCCUGCUAAACUCCUUCCUCUACCAGAGGGUAUCGGAGGGAAUACGCAUCGCAGGUAGCCUGGUUUUCAUCCUGCUGUUAUUCAUCCUCACAGCAGUGCUGGUCAAAGUGCCCAUGGAUUCGGAACGCUUCUUCUCUGUCACCAUGGCAACUAUCUGGUUCAUCAACUCAUUCGGUGCCGUGCUGCAGGGAAGCCUGUUCGGCCUGGUGGGUCUUCUCCCUCAGAAGUUCAGCGCCAUCUUCAUGAGCGGCCAGGGCCUCGCCGGGACCUUCGCUGCCAUCGCCAUGCUGCUAGCCAUAGCCAGCGACGCAGACUUUGAGACAGCAGCGCUGGGUUACUUCAUCACGCCGUGUGUGGGGACGCUGGUGACUCUCUUCAGCUACCUGCUGCUGCCCCGUCUGGAGUUUGCCCAAUAUUAUCUGAAGAAAACCAACAAGUAUGAGGCAGGCACCACUGACGAGCUGCUGAAAGAGAGCAGCAUAGUGGAGAACGGCAAGCCGAAAGGCCACGCUAAUGGCACAGUGACCAGCAGUGCAGCUGAGGCCAAGGUGGACCCCAGUCCAGAGGGGCCAAAGGGAGCCUUCCUGCCAAUGGAGCAGGUCGAGAAGGGACAAGCCAAGGCCUCGGUCAAAGAGGUCUUCAAAAAGAUCUGGGUGAUGGCGUUCUGUGUGACGUUUGUGUUCACGGUCACUCUGUCCGUCUUCCCUGCUGUCACUGCAGACGUCAGGACCUCAAGCCCAGGAGGAAAUUGGGAGCGCUUCUUCAUCUCAGUGUGCUGUUUUUUGUUUUUCAACGUCAGCGACUGGUUGGGUCGGAGUGUCACCACCGUGAUCAAAUGGCCUCGCAAAGACUCUCGUCUGUUCCCGGCGCUGGUAGUCUCCAGGGUGGUGUUCGUCCCGCUGCUGAUGCUCUGUAACGUCCAGAAACGCACCUUCCUUCCCGUCUGGUUCAGCCACGACUUUGUGUUCGCCAUCAUCAUGAUUCUCUUUGCUCUGUCCAGCGGCUACUUCGUGUGUCUUUCCAUGUCCUACGCACCACAGUUGGUGGAGCAGAAGGACGCCGAGACAGCAGGGGCCCUGAUGACUUUCUUCUUAUCCCUGGGUCUGUCCUUAGGAGCCGGCCUGUCCUUCCUUUUGCGGCAUCUGGUGUAGACAUACACACACACACAAUAUAUUCACACAUACUUGGUGGGAGAAUUUUGUUAAAUGUUAUUUGUCCUUCCUGGACCUCAUUUUUGUUUGUGUGUGUGUGUGUGUGUGAUGGUCCUGGACACCAAGCAUCAUGGUGAUGCUGUACACAGCUCAUGAAGUGGUGUUGUUCAUAAAUGACUCGCAAGGUUCCCUUUGAAAAUAGGAACAAGGGAAAUAUUGUGUUGCUCUGACUGACUACUGGUUACUGUUCUUUUUUCUUUUUUACAUUCGCUGUUAUGUGUUUCUUAAUUUUUAGAAGUAUUUAUGUUUAAUUUAGGUUUGUUGUAGGUAGUUUUUAUGCAUUAUUAUGAUCUACUUUUUUUCUGAUUGGUGGCUUGAAUUAAUAUUUUUAUACGAUUUUAAUUUCAUUAUUUUAACGUAUUUUUAUUCUUAGGUUUAUUUAGUUUAUUCUAAGGAAACGGCUCUGAGUCACAGAUGUAGAACAAAAGAAAAAGGUUAAAGACCUGCCAGAGAUUGAAAUGAUAGUUAACAUUUUUGUUGGAAAGUCAAUGAAAUGAUCAUAUAGAAAGUGCGGAGACUCAACCACACAGAGACACACACACACGUUUGUAGUGGUUGUGUCUCUUUCAUACUUGGGUUCUCUUGUUUGUUUUUCUCCUCCAUUGUUUUAUAAUGGGUCCACUUUCUUGAGACAUUCUGCCGGUUCCCUGACCUCCAAGCUGCAGCAUCGAGGCUGCCAUCUACUGGCCAAAAGACAGGAGCCCUUCAGAGCUUCAGUUCAUCUCAUUCGAUUUCCUGUUUAUUUGGUACGAAUACAUUCACAUUGCAAAACAAUUAUCCAAUGCAGCAUAUCGCAGCAUUUUUAGCUCCUGCUAAUUUCCCAUGCUCGUCUCUAGAAGGCCCUUUUUUAAAAAUAUCCUCAUUUACUUUGGGGCCGUUGUGAGGUCACACGAUACUACUGGCUGGUGGGAAAUGGAGACACUGUGUAAUACUUUGACACAUUGAAGGUUAUGUGGGCGUAAGCACAUUCUUCUGUUGGCAUGAAGCUAUGAUGAAACUCUUCAUUUAACCCUUUAAACUUCUCCUGAGGGCGGCUUCUGUUGUGUCAGAGUGUAGGAAUGUUGCUGUAAGCCAUACAAUCAAGAGUAUUGUAUUGUAUUGGCCAUUUAACUUUGUUAAAAAGUAUUUUAAUUUAGUUUUUGACAUGUCUAACAAUGUGCCAUGCUCCAAUCAAGUAAAUAAUUUGUUUUGUUGGGGUUGGUUUUCCUCAUUCAAAAGGGAGGGAAUUUGUUGCUCCAGAUUGAUUUUUGGAAACAAUUUUCUUUUGCUUAAGUGCUCAAUAAGUUCUCAAUAUGUGUAUGCUUAUUAAUGGAAGGGUUUAUUUAAUUGACUGAAUCUGUAAAUUAGGUUUACUGAAUAAGGUGUUCUGUACACGUUACACCUGCUGCUUCAAACGCACCAAGGGCGAUAUUUACAGGACGCUUUUUCUAUAUAUAUAUUUUUUUUUAUAAACAUAACUUGCUUUUGUGCUGCAUUCACAUAUUUGCGGGGGUUGUUCUAUUUGACUUGAUGGGUGACAGCAAACAGUGUGGCAACGCCAGGCAGAAACACACACACACAUACACAUAUCCUUUUGUCUAGUUUACAAAGCAGUUGCUGCUCACUUCAACCUCAACCAUGUGGCGUUCAGCACGAAGCUGGAAGGAACCACACUUCCCUGCAGCCUGUCAACGCAGCACCAGAAGCGGGGACGAAGAAGCCACACACUGGGUUUCCUGUCUCCGUGUGAGCUUGUCGUCUACGGGACGUGGGUCGGGUCGGGUCACUUGAGCCUUAAUAAUGGAGAGGCCCGGUUUCAAGGGUUCGUGCUGCGUUCACGUCGUACUGGACUGGCCGUAAAUGCAGAUGUCUGUCCUUACCUCGUGGUAAUUACAACCGCAGGGGGUCCCGGGUCGCUCCCAACGCGUCAUACUGUCGUGUUUUCUCUGUGGCGUAAAUAUUUGAUGUACAGCGGAUCCACACUGUUAGAACAAAGGGAACUCGUGCCUGUACACAAUGCUGUCAAUAAAUGGAUGGUUUCAACUCCC
Messenger RNA from Cyclopterus lumpus (lumpfish), 3800 nucleotides. RefSeq names its product equilibrative nucleoside transporter 2. Gene Ontology annotation, cellular component: plasma membrane; basolateral plasma membrane. Gene Ontology annotation, biological process: guanine transport; thymine transport; hypoxanthine transport. The record is from RefSeq and is a predicted model, not a curated record. Gene Ontology annotation, molecular function: nucleoside transmembrane transporter activity. NCBI's taxonomy places the organism in Eukaryota, Metazoa, Chordata, Actinopteri, Perciformes, Cyclopteridae. The transcript is spliced from 13 exons. Bases 319 to 1713 code for a protein of 464 amino acids.